This is a messenger RNA of Numida meleagris (helmeted guineafowl), 2094 nucleotides long. It is a transcript of the gene STX3, whose product is annotated as syntaxin 3. The transcript is spliced from 10 exons. Gene Ontology annotation, cellular component: plasma membrane; SNARE complex; synaptic vesicle. Gene Ontology annotation, biological process: synaptic vesicle fusion to presynaptic active zone membrane; intracellular protein transport; exocytic insertion of neurotransmitter receptor to postsynaptic membrane. Gene Ontology annotation, molecular function: SNARE binding; SNAP receptor activity. NCBI's taxonomy places the organism in Eukaryota, Metazoa, Chordata, Aves, Galliformes, Numididae. The record is from RefSeq and is a predicted model, not a curated record. Bases 501 to 1271 code for a protein of 256 amino acids.
CACGCUGCGCAGCCCCGCGGCUUCCAUGCUGCCCCGUGGGGGAUUUAGCGGGGAUUAGGGAGGCACUGCCCACGACCAGGCACUGCGGGGGGAGCGGGGAUUAGCGUUAUUUUUACCCCAGAAAUGGGGGGGCCGGGGGCACGACACCGUGGUUAACGGCAAGGGCGGCUGUGGGGCAGAGGGGAGCUCGGGCGGAGCAGCCGUGGGGUGAAGUUUGGGGUCACAAGGCCCAUGAUGGAGCGCCCCAUCUCUUUGCCUGUCCCCUCCCACGGCCCAGCCCUGCAAUCCGUUAAUUCCCGCUGGCCAGAUGCGAGCAGAUGGCACCCGGCUGGGCCCCCCCCCCGCUGCUUGGGGGCUGCCGUGUCCCCUCCUUGUCCUCGUCCCACACCCACCGGGUGUCCCCAGGCGUCCCCUGAGCGUCCCCUCACCGCUUCCCACAGAAGCAGGAUGCUGAGGAUGACACGGACGAGCUGGAAAUCGCCAUCGACAACACGGCCUUCAUGGACGAAUUCUUUGCUGAGAUCGAGGAGACGCGGCAGAACAUCGACAAGAUUUCAGAGAACGUAGAGGAGGCCAAGAAGCUCUACAGCGUCAUCCUCUCGGCCCCCAUCCCCGAGCAGAAGACCAAAGAUGAGUUGGAGCAGCUCACCGCCGACAUCAAGAAGAUGGCCAACAGCGUGCGCAACAAGCUGAAGAGCAUGGAGAGGAACAUUGAGCAGGACGAGGCCCGCUCCUCCGCCGACCUGCGCAUACGCAAGUCCCAGCACUCGGUCCUGUCCCGCAAGUUCGUCGAUGUGAUGACCAAGUACAACGAGGCGCAGGUCGACUUCCGGGAGCGCAGCAAAGGCCGGAUCCAGCGCCAGCUAGAGAUCACUGGCAAGAACACGACGGAUGAGGAGCUGGAGGAGAUGCUGGAGAGCGGGAACCCCGCCAUCUUCACCUCAGGGAUCGUGGACUCGCAGAUCUCAAAGCAGGCACUGAGCGAGAUCGAGGGGCGGCACAAGGACAUCGUGCGGCUGGAGAGCAGCAUCAAGGAGCUGCACGACAUGUUUGUCGACAUCGCCAUGCUGGUGGAGAACCAGGGAGCCAUGAUCGACCGCAUAGAGAACAACAUGGACCAGUCCGUCGGCUUCGUGGAGCGAGCCGUGGCUGACACCAAAAAGGCCGUCAAGUACCAAAGCGAAGCCAGGAGGAAGAAGAUCAUGAUCAUGAUUUGCUGCAUUAUCCUUGUCAUCAUCUUGGCUUCCAGCAUCGGUAGCAUCUUCGCCUGACACCCCAGCCACUCCCCACAGGUGGCCUUUCCCCAUCCUGUUCGAUGAUCCCACCCGUGGCCCUGGGACCCGCCUGCCAAGCCCUGAGGACGUCACCCUGAGGUCCCCCCUCACCCACUGUCCUCACACCAGGGUCCCACAGCUCCCUAACUCGCCAGCACGGAGCCGGCCACAGCCAGGGCUCUGCCUUGCCUGGUGGUGAAGGGAGAAGCUCACCCUUCACUCAGAGCUCGCCUGCAGCCAUUCCUCCACAGCGCCGCUCUCCAGAUGUGCCGACACCCGCACCGCGGCCCUCCUCCCCAAUAAAGAGAUCACUCACACUCGGCCCCACGGUGCUGUGUCAGGGAGUUGUGUCACCCACCUCCGGGUCCCAUCCCCACACAUCCGCAACCCACAGUAACCACACCCAAAGAAGGGCAAUGAAGCUGGUGCGGGGUCUGGAGUACAAGUCAUACAGGGAGCGGCUGAGGGAGCUGGGAUUGUUCCGUCUGGAGAAGAGGAAGCUGAGGGAAAACAUUAUCGUUCUCUGCCGCUCCCUGAAAGGAGCUUGUAGUGGGGUAAAGUUGGUCUCUUCUCCCACGUAAGGAUGAGAGGUGACGACCUCAAGUUGUGCCACGGGAGGUGCAAGGUGAAUAUUGGGCAAAACGUCUUCUCUGAAAGAGCGGUGAUGCAUUGGAACAGGCUGCCCAGGGAGGUGGUGGAGUCACCAACCCUAGAGGUGUUGAAGAAAUGUGAAGACGUGGCACAUGGGAACACGACGUAGUGGGCAAUACUGAAUCACACAAUCACCGAGGCUGCAAGAGAACUCAUUGAGCCCAACCGU